Messenger RNA from Vitrella brassicaformis, 3537 nucleotides. The record is from the annotation of a GenBank genome assembly. NCBI's taxonomy places the organism in Eukaryota, Vitrellaceae.
CGCCGAGCUCGAGGACCGCUGGAGCAAAGAGGACAUGAAGUACUUUGACAGCACCAAGAGGUACCCCUUCCUCCUCGACGACAGCAACAACGCCCUCAUCCACCCUGACUCACAAUUCACCCGCAAGAUCGCAAACACAUCCUCCCUCAGCCAGCUAGAGCCCUCUGUGCCAUCCUCUGUGCUGACAUCGCUAUCUAAUGCCGAGAUGCGCACCACCAAAGUCACCAAAGGCGGCGAGAGAUGGUAUGUGAGCUAUCUCCGACUGGAGAUGACCGUGGCCAGCAGUGUGGUGGGGACGGCCAGCAGGUGGGCGUGCUGCUGUACGUAUCAGAUCUAUCUGGCAUGAGAGUUGAGGCUAUCUAUAUGCUGUCUGUAUGCGACGCAGGAUCGACGUGAGCACCAACACGGGCAAGAGGCGGAGCUACACGCCGUAUAGGAUCGGGUGGAUGGUGAAGGAGCAGCUGAUGAGCCAGGAGGCCGACGACCUCUCUGACAGCCUGUUGGCUCUCCUGCGGCGGAUGCUGACGAUGGCCAUGAUUGUGUGCAUUGUGGUGGCGCUGCUGAUCGGCGUCAUCGCCACACUCGCCGCCCUCCUCUUCGUCGCCCCGAUUGUUCGGCUGGGCGACUACAUGCACACGGCAGAGGACAAUAACUACACGCAAGACCUCGCCCCAUACCAACAAAACAGCCUUUUCAUGGUCGGUCAAUGAGUCGAUUCCCCGAUGGAAUGAGCUCCCCUCCCGAUGAUUCCCUCUCUGCGUGUGUAUGAUGUCUCUCAGGUGCAUGAAUUUGCCCGCCUGUUGUCGACCGUCGAGGAUCUGAUAGUGGCGCUGCGGUUCGGCAACCAGCAGUGGUCCAAGGGGUCUGCGAGCAAGGAUUUGGCCAACUACCAGAGGGCUAUGAGGAUCGUGCAGCGGACCGGCAACAUGAGGGGCCAGGGGGUGUGCCACGACAACCUGGCCCUGACACUGAUACGGACGCAGGACCACAAAGACCCCCAGAGCGGCAAGACGGCCCUCGAGCUCAUGAAUGAGGCGCUGCAGUUCGCGUACCAGCACAUCAUUGUAAGUAACCACAGACACAGAGGUCGCCAGGCAUCUAUCUGCGUGUGGGGGGGUUUUCGUUCAAUGAGCAGCACACCCAGCAGGAGGGUGACCACAGCAGCCACAUCGACGCGCUUGACAGUCAGGGCAAGCGGCUGCUGGGCAAAGCCAGGAUACUGAUGUCCACGGGCAAACAAGACAGCAUCAAGGAGGCCAUGCAAUGCGCCGAGCAGGCCAUCGACAAAUUCGUGGAGACGGGACAUAUCCACCACGUCGUAAGCCACGCAGCCCCACCAACCAGCGGACAAGAGAGAGGUUUUCAUGACAGGGUGUACGUGUUUGAUCAGUCAGAUGCGUUAGACCUCUUUCGGUCGGACAUUGAGAGUCUGGCUGCGGUCACUGUAAGCGGCGAUUGGCAUCCGCUGCGUUCGCUGCAGCCGCUGCUGCAGCGAGUCAUGCUCCUAAUCGACACACACCUACAAGUAGGAGCAAGACUGAAGAGAGACACACAUGAAUGGUGUUUUCCUUUGCUUUCUGUGCGUGUGUGCAGAAAGCCGCCCCCGGGUGUGUGUCUCCGACAAAUGUGUCGGGCCUGUGGGAGCUGGUCGCUGACGCCGCCCUCACGUACCGUACUGCACGCACACAGCCAGCCACGCCGACGUGCAACAAAUGUGUGUGUUGACGUGGGUGCAGGCUGUGUGCGGUGGAGUGGUUUCUGUAUCUGAAUGGCAUGGCGGCUGAGGAGGGACAGACACCGGAAUGCCUCAAAUACGUAUGCUGGUCAGUCCGUCGACACAGAUAAAGGGAGGGGAAGGAGAGAGACAUCCCUGCCCAUCUCCCUCUCUCUCUCUCCCUCUCUCUCUGUGUGUCAGGAUUGUUGCCCGCUGUCCUGUGCUGAAGCUGACGACUUUGCUAGAGACCUCUGCUGCUCUCAAGGCACUAUACCAACCACUCUGUAUGCAAUGGGCGGAAGCAGCCCAGCCCAUUUGCAGUCACAUGGAUACGGACAUGCCUUUCUGUCACCUGACCUGCCAGGCCCCACUGACGGUUCGUGGCACCGGACAAGUGAGGACAUCGACACAUUCGUCGACUCGGGCAUCGCACUGGUCAAACAAAGGUAAGCAGGGGGGUACGUAGCUCCCUCCCUCCCUCCCUCUUCCUCUCCCUCUCCUCUCUGCGCAGACAGACACAUGCUUACAUACACACACAGACAUUCAUGGAUAUAUGUCGCAAUUGGUAUGCCGUGUGCAGGGGUGGGGCUUUCGUCGAGCAAGCAGGCGUCAGGGAGCAGGCGAGGAAAGACCUCUCCACCUGGAAGUAUGGGCCGUACACACUGCAGAUCACCAAGCACCGGCCGCCACCCAGCAUCGACACCAGCAGCGGGGGGGAUCUCAGGGGCGCCCUCAGUCGCCUCUCGGCUGCCGAUCGCACGAGGUGCAUCGAGUGGGUUUGGGGAUUCUACCGCGAGAGCGUCCGGGGGCCGGCAAAGGACAUCAUCUUUGUGCUGGACAAGAGCGGAAGUAUGGCUGGCGCACGGGUAAGUCAGCCGUGUGGGAGUACAGACGGAGAAGCCGUCUCGUGUGCUUGGGGUGUGUGUGUGUGUGAUAGGUGCGUGUGUGUCUGGAGUCCAUGUGCAAGAUCCUGAGGGACUUCCUACAGCCCUCAGAUCGAUUUGCUUUCUACUGGUUUAACACAAGGUGGGCAGAAGAGACACAGCAUGAAGGACGGCCCGGCCCCUGCAUGUCUCGGUCAACCAAUGUGCUAUAAUAACAUACCUCCACCCACCAGGGUGCAGCAGCUGAGGGCCCUCAGCUCCCGUGGGGAUUCCACUGCCUGUGCCGCCGAGUGUGAGCGCAUCACAAACGAAAACAGAUGUGGAGGCGGCACCGCUUUCUUCGACGCCAUCCUCCAGUCAGUCACACACACGAAGGGAAAGAGCCGCUAUGGAAUGAAUGCAUGUUGUUCAUGUGUGUCUUGGCCGUGUGUGUGGUGCAGGGGUUUGCAUGAGGCCAGCAGCAGUGAGGAGGCGGCGAGGCGUGAUCAGUGGGUGAUAGCUCUGACAGAUGGGGGCGACAACAGCAGCCGUAGCAGCAGUGUGGGCGAGGCGUGUAGCUUGUUGCGGACACACAAGGGGCUGCACCUUAUUAUCAUUACUGUCGGCAAGGAGUACAGCAAAGACAAAGUAAGAGCGGGAGGAGGGAGGACACACACCACACCACACACACAUAAGAAAGAGCCAGCUGGACGGUGUUGUCUGUCUGUGUGUCUCACGAGACAGAACGAGAUGGUGCUCAAGGCAGCGAGGGACAACGGCUCUCACGGGGUGCAUGUGAGUGCUGAUGACACAGGGCAGCUGCACGACGCCUUCAAGCGGGUGGAGCAGCUCAUCGAACAGGCCAACAUUGAGUAUCUGUGAUUCACUGAUGGGCUGUUGUUGCAUGCAUACCCGGAGGCACACAUGCAUUGAUUGCAUUUGUCAUCAUCAACGAGUCAG